Molecule: messenger RNA, 2727 nt
Organism: Striga hermonthica
Lineage: Eukaryota; Viridiplantae; Streptophyta; Magnoliopsida; Lamiales; Orobanchaceae
Source: the annotation of a GenBank genome assembly
CAGGGGCUCAUCUCAAAAUCAUGCUCCAAUUCGGGAGUCUAACUCCGCCAGAAUUUCAUGGGACUGAAGGGCCCGAGGCUGUGGCGGAGUGGAUCCGUCAGUUAGAGCAGAACUUUGACCUCCUGCAGUGCUCUGACGAGCAGAAGGUUAUUUGUGGGCGCUAUAUGCUUAAGGGAAGUGCCGCCUUGUGGUGGUCCGGCUAUUGGAGGUUGAGGCAGGCGGAGUUUUAUGUCUUGACUUGGGAUCGCAUGAAGGAGGUGAUCAUGGAGAAGUAUUAUCCUCAGGGUUAUCGCAUGAGGAUGGAGCGCGCUUUCUGGAAUCUUACCCAGGGGACUGGUACCGUUGAGGAGUACGAGCGGGAGUUCACCCGCAUGAGCGCCUUUGCUCCACAUAUGGUGGACACUGACCUGAAGAAAGCUCACAAGUUCCGAGAUGGGCUGAGUCAAACUCUUCGUAUGCAUGUUGCUAGCCAGGGAAAUCUUUCCUUUGAUGAGACUGUUAUCCGAGCCACCCAGCUGGAGAGUUAUCAGACUCUCGAUACUUCUGUCCCUUCUGCUCAGCUAGUCCACCCCAUUGCUUCUGCACUGCCUGGCUCUAGUUCGGGUAAGAGAAAGUUUGAUUCCCGCCGUGAUAACCGGAAGGGAAAGCGUGGCGGGAAUGACCGUCGUGGCGGGCGCCCUGCAUCUUAUGAUCAGAAUCCGAAGUGCCCUAAGUGUGGUCGAUAUCAUCCGGAAGAAUGCCGUUUCACUCAGCGAGUUUGCUUUAACUGCAUGAAGCCCGGCCAUUUCUUCAGUGCUUGCCCCAAACCCCCGAGACAGCAGGCCCAACAGCAGCAGCAGCUUCCUCAUCCACCUUACCCACAGCAGCAGCCCAGACAGCCCCCACCCCCAAACCAGCAGCGUGCAGGAGGCCAGGCUCGAGUCUAUACCAUUGCUCAUGACGAGGCAGCCAACAAUGCAGGUACUAUGUCUGACAUGAUUUCCUUAUUCGAUGUGCCUAUCUUUGCAUUAUGCGACACUGGGGUUACUCAUUCCUUUAUCUCGUCUCAAUGCCUUGAGGCACUUUCUAUUAGCAAUGUGUGCAACUGUGAUCCUCUCGAGGUUAGUCUAGCCUCGGGAAAGACUAUUAUCUCCAACUCUUUGAUUCCUUGUCUUCCAGUCAGUAUUGGUGGGUAUAUUUUAGAGGCUGAAUGCUAUGUUAUUGAAAUGCGGGACUUCGAUGUAAUCUUGGGCAUGGACUGGCUCACUCGCUAUCGAGCCGACAUCCGGUGCCAGGAGCGUGAAGUCACUCUAUUCCCCAUUUCCGAUCAGCCUGUUAUUUUCUAUGGGGUGAAGUCGAGGACUGUGCCUCGAAGGUCCCCGGAGAGUGUCUCUAUCGUCUGCGAGUAUCUCGACGUCUAUCCUGAUGUGUUGCCCGGAGGACCGCCCGACCGUCAAGUGGAGUUUACCAUUGAUCUAGUACCAGGAGCCGACCCUGUUUCUAAGGCCCCUUACCGUAUGGCGCCAAAGGAGCUUCAAGAGCUCAAGGCCCAGAUCCAGGAGUUGCUCAAUCUUUGUUUCAUUCGUCCGAGUGUUUUGCCAUGGGGAGCGCCUGUCCUAUUCGUGAAGAAGAAAGACGGAUCGAUGCGCAUGUGUAUUGACUAUCGGGAGUUGAAUGCCCUUACAGUCAAGAACAAGUAUCCCCUUCCUCGCAUCGAGGACCUUUUUGACCAGCUGAGGGGAGCCAGCAUCUUCUCGAAGAUUGACUUGCGUUCUGGCUAUCAUCAGCUGAAGAUCCGUGAGUCUGAUAUUUCUAAAACUGCUUUCCGUACCCGAUAUGGCCAUUAUGAGUUCGUGGUUAUGCCAUUUGGACUUAGCAAUGCCCAGGCCGUGUUUAUGGACCUUAUGAAUAGGGUCUUUCAUCCUUUCUUAGACCAGUUUGUCAUUGUGUUUAUCGACGACAUCCUGGUUUAUUCCCGAGAUAUCGACCAGCACAAGGAGCAUCUGAGGAUUGUGUUGGAGACUCUUCGCCGCGAGAAGUUGUAUGCUAAGUUCUCGAAGUGCGAGUUUUGGCUGGAUCGUGUGGCAUUCCUUGGCCACAUUGUGACAUCGAGAGGCAUUGAGGUGGAUCCCAGCAAGAUCGAGGCCGUGAGAAAAUGGGAUACGCCAAGGAGUGCAGCUGAUGUUCGUAGUUUCCUGGGGUUAGCAGGAUACUACCGGAGGUUUAUCGAGGGCUUCUCGAAGAUAGCCCAACCACUAACCAACCUUACGAAGAAAGCCGUGAGGUUCGAAUGGAGUCCUAGGUGUGAGGAGAGUUUCCAGGAGUUGAAGAGGAGACUCACUACCGCGCCCGUUCUAUCCAUUCCCGACCCUACUUUGGAGUUCACCAUCUAUAGUGAUGCUUCGAAGAUGGGUUUGGGAUGUGUUCUUAUGCAGCAGGGGAGAGUCGUAGCGUAUGCUUCGAGGCAGCUGAAGCCUCACGAGCAGAACUACCCCACUCAUGAUCUAGAGUUAGCUGCAGUCGUCCAUGCCUUGAAGAUUUGGCGGCACUACCUCUAUGGAGGCAAGUGUGAGAUUUUCACCGACCACAAGAGCCUAAAGUACAUUUUCACUCAGAGGGAGCUGAAUAUGCGGCAGCGUAGGUGGUUGGAACUGGUCAAGGACUACGAUUGCACGAUUAGCUACCUUCCUGGGAAAGCUAACGUGGUAGCCGAUGCCCUUAGUCGAAGGAGUUAUGGCCAGUUGUCUU